Messenger RNA from Acaulospora colombiana, 864 nucleotides. The record is from the annotation of a GenBank genome assembly. NCBI's taxonomy places the organism in Eukaryota, Fungi, Glomeromycota, Glomeromycetes, Diversisporales, Acaulosporaceae.
AUGAGGAAGGAUCUCGUCCACGAGGUCAGGAGACUUUCUCGACCGCUAUCAUCGUCCAAUCGUGAAGUGCUGAUCUUAUCAGGUGUUCAGGCAAAACUAUUUUUGACCAAAAUGGACGUUCUUCCGACGGAACUAAUACAAGAAAUAUUGCAAUAUUUCAAAGUUGAUAUGGUCUCCCCAACCAUAGCUGAGGAGGCUGCCUGGAAAGAGCUGUACGGUAUCCCAAAUUGGUGGUCUCGCAAGGGGCAUUCUCAGAGUGAUGCAGAAGAUGAGUAUUCCAGAGAAGAUCUCACUGCUCAUUACAAGGCAGUCCUGCCAUUGAGACUAGUAAAUCGACUCUUUAAUGAUUUCUUGACGUCAUUCAUCUAUCAAGAGCUCAAUCUGUUUGAAUUGAAUAAUGAAAUCGACUAUGAAGUUGUCACCCGAUACGGAACACAUAUUCGUACCCUACGCGCCGGUUUGGUCCUUAAAGGCGGUCUAUCUAAUGAGCCAAGGCUAAUCCAAAUACUUUCUUUGUGCAGCAACAUUCACUCGGUUGGGCUCUAUCAUCUUCUAAGCGCAGACUCGUCCUCUUCGUCCUCUAGCUCAGAAGCAUCGGCCAUGGCAGUAGUGUUCUCUUCCAUUUCGAGGAGGAUUCGGUCUAUUGGACAUCGUCAGGCAAAAUCGAAAGGGGUACCUCCUCCCUCCCCUCCAACGACUCUCGUAGAAGCCAUCAAGUCGUCUAUUCAAAGCAAGAACCUCCGUUCCAUUGGAUUCUACUACCCUGGAAUCUAUAACAUAUUGCAGUCGAUCGAUGGUAGUCACCAAGCCCUGAUCUAUGAUGUAGCGACAUCGGAUCAAGCCAAAGUCAUAAAGAGGUUAGAC